CUAUCACUUUGCCGCAAACAAUCACGUGUUUCAUUUAGCAAAUAUCUCUGAAUGUUGUGCGUAAAACUAUCCGUUUGGAUUUGAAUAUUUUAACAAACGGGAACACACUUUCAGCCUAUAUUCUAUAUUGCAGCAGGUCAACGAAUUGUCUUCCCUCGCGUGGAAGGUAGUUUUUCGCCCCUCCCGAGGGCAUUUCAGGGGUUCCAGGCUUACAUCAAUUAGUUAAUCUGUUUCAUUACGCACGCCACUUAACAAUUGCCACUGAUGAGCACGCACAGUUCCGUGAGAAAACGAUUUACCUGCGGUUCAAGUGCAUUAGGGAUGUGGUAGGUUUAAUAUAGAUUCACGAUGCGUAUACUGUAAUCAGUAGACUGUUGCCACUUACAGCAACUAGACGGGUUCGGCAGAGAUUUUCGUUACAAAUCCUGGUUAAGUUGAACUGUGGAACUAUGUUCAAAUUGGCAAUCGUUUGUAUCGCGCUGGCGGCAACUAUUAGUCACAGCGACGCACAAUGUCCCGACAAUCCGUGCGGCAUAGAGGCAUCGUGCCGAUUAAACACGGCCGGUAUUCCGGUCUGUUCGUGCCCGUUCGGUUAUUUGGGUGAUCCCUUCAAAAAAUGCAUACGGCCGGAAUGCGUGACCGACGGCGAUUGUACCGAGUUCCAGGGAUGCCGCAAGGGCAAAUGUGUUGAUCCGUGUGGUUGUAGCUGCGGUCUAAAUGCGGCAUGCACGACUAAACAUCACAUUCCGGUUUGUUACUGCCCGGAAGGUUUCACUGGCAGUCCCUUCGAGCGGUGUGAUCCGUUGUAAAAAUUCGUUUGAAAAAUUAAACCCACGUACAAAAGAAAUGGUUUCUAGUGUUGUUUUCUGUUCGUUUAGUUUCCAUUUUUAUACAAUUUUUCGUUAAGCUUUGAUUUGUUUCAUCGCGGGUGCGAUCGCGGCUCGGCUGUUCAUUAAAUAUAUGUAUAAUCAAGAAAAUCAUAAAGAAGCAUUUUACAAUUAUCAUAAUAAUAGUUAUUAUUAUUACCGUUACACUUAUUACGCUUAUAGGUUGUUGGAAAGAACGUUGAGAAGUGUUGUUUCUUGGGUAUUCUGGUUUGCGGCAGCUGGUUGUGGCUAAUGGUGGGAUACGUGGAGAUGGGCAAUGGGAGUUUUCAAUUUGUUUGGCGCAAGACUCGAGGUACUUCUAC
Molecule: messenger RNA, 1189 nt
Organism: Anopheles funestus (African malaria mosquito)
Lineage: Eukaryota; Metazoa; Arthropoda; Insecta; Diptera; Culicidae
Product: delta-like protein C
Exons: 4
Coding region: 450-809 (119 amino acids)
Source: RefSeq, a predicted model, not a curated record